GGAAUGCUUCCCUGGCUGUUGUGUUGACAUUUUCAAGCUGCUGCUGUUUCUGCGGCCGAGGGAGCCUUCGGGGAAGGAUGGUGUGCGAAAAAUGUGAAAAGAAACUUGGUACUGUUAUCACUCCAGACACAUGGAAAGAUGGUGCAAGGAAUACCACAGAAAGUGGUGGAAGGAAGCUGAAUGAAAAUAAAGCUUUGACUUCAAAAAAAGCAAGAUUCGAUCCAUAUGGAAAGAAUAAGUUCUCCACUUGCAGGAUUUGUAAAAGUUCUGUGCAUCAACCAGGUUCUCAUUAUUGCCAGGGCUGUGCCUACAAAAAGGGCAUCUGCGCAAUGUGUGGAAAAAAGGUUUUGGAUACCAAAAACUACAAGCAAACGUCUGUGUAGAUGUGUUAAUGACACUUCUGGCUUUCUAUGUGAUUUUACUUUUCGCUUUCAACUUCCAAGGCAUAACACAGUUGUUCAAGUUCCAAAAUAACACGUUAUAAGGUAAUAUUAAACCGAGGAAGUUGAUUGGUAUUCAUUUUUUGCUCUUAAGAAGUUCUAAACAGCAAGUAACUAGUUUCCUGCCUUAGUUCUUUUCCUCACAGGCAACUUGUUGAACUAGAAUAAGUGGCAAGUUUAAUGAAAAAUAUUUUCUGAUUUCUGUA
Molecule: messenger RNA, 646 nt
Organism: Enhydra lutris kenyoni (northern sea otter)
Lineage: Eukaryota; Metazoa; Chordata; Mammalia; Carnivora; Mustelidae
Product: CXXC repeat containing interactor of PDZ3 domain
Exons: 5
Coding region: 78-383 (101 amino acids)
Biological process (GO): cytoplasmic microtubule organization
Cellular component (GO): dendrite
Molecular function (GO): microtubule binding; PDZ domain binding
Source: RefSeq, a predicted model, not a curated record